Molecule: messenger RNA, 3648 nt
Organism: Phyllotreta striolata
Lineage: Eukaryota; Metazoa; Arthropoda; Insecta; Coleoptera; Chrysomelidae
Source: the annotation of a GenBank genome assembly
AUGAUCGUGCUGGUGCUCGCCGCCUCGGGGGCUGCCGACGAGAGAAAACGCAUGGAGAAGGUGAAGCAACUGGUGCGAUUUUGGUCGAAGAGAAUCGGCGAGAAACUGACGGAAUUGAGCAAGAAAAUGACCAGAGAGGAUCAAGUGGAAGACAGUUUCAGGAUAUUAGAAGACAAACUAAUCAAAGAAGACGAUAAAGACCUAGUUAACGACAUUGCAGAUGACAUCAAAAAAAUGAUGAAGAAAAAAGAGGAAGCCGUUUUUAACAUCGCCGAAUACAUGGAAUUCAUAUCCUACCACAGAGACUUAACACCAAUCUUCGAAAAUUCCUCCUACUACUUCUUCGACGCCGACAACAUCACCGACACGGAACCCACCGACAAACGAUUGGAGGAACUCCACGCCACCAUUUUGAACAACGAAUGCCACUGGAAGUGCGAGCAACCGUGCAACUCCACUCUAAAGCGCAACGCCUUCAGCGACUGCUCCGUCCGGCUCAAACUCUUCGCUCCCAGGGACAACGAACAGAGCAAAGAGUGCAAUUGCGCCCACCUGCCGGAGAAGGACCGUCCGCCCGACACCUACCGGCACCUCCCGCUCCGGUACGAUCCCCGGUACGACGAGCACGUCAAUUUGGAUUUGAGCGUCGCCAAACUGGCCAUCAACGUCUACGAAAGAGAGCACACCGUACUGGAAGGCAUCAGAUGGUCCGAGGCGCUCGAUUUGGUGUUCAAAGAGAACCUCAACAACGACCCGACCUUGACCUGGCAGUAUUUCGCCAGUCCCAAGGGAUUCAUGCGACACUACCCCGCGAUGAAAUGGUCGGAGGAGCAGUACAAGCAAACCUACGACUUCCGGCUGAGGACCUGGUACACGGAGGCGUUCACGUCGCCCAAGGAUCUGAUCCUGUUGCUGGACAGAUCGGGCUCGAUGAUAGGCACCAGACGAGCGGUGUCCGAUCAGAUCGUCAAUCAGAUAUUGGACACGUUGAACGACAACGAUUUCGUCAACGUCUACACGUUCACCAACACCACGGAGCCGUUGAUAAACUGCUUCAACGAUACGUUGGUGCAGGCCAACGAGGAGAAUUUGAGAUUGCUGCGCGAAGCCAUACCGGUGUACGAGGAAGAGUACGUGGCCGAUCUGUCGCUCGGUAUAAACAAAGCCUUCGAUAUAUUGGAGAACUUCAGGAAGACGCGAUCGAGUGCGAAUUGCAACCAAGCCAUCAUGUUGAUAACCGAAGGCAUCGAUUACUACUACGACAAAGACAUCUUCAAGCGAAGAAACUGGGACAAGGACUACCCGGUGAGGAUAUUCACCUAUCAAAUCGGGCAAGACGAAGGCGACGCCGUCGAAAUGGAAUGGAUAGCUUGCAACAAUAUGGGUUGGUGGGGCAACAUGAGCGUGAUGGGCGACAUACGCGAAAAGAUGAUCCACUAUUUGAACGUCAUGUCGCGACCCAUCAACCUCGGCUUGGACAAGAAACGCUCGCACAUCUGGAGCUAUUUGCACGUCGAUCUGGCCGACAGGCGGCUGUCCAAUUGGCUGUGGAAGAAAUUCGAAGGCAUCAGACAGAGGAACAUCUAUCUCGAUCACAUCAAACGGAUCGUCUACAGACAGAACCAAAUGCUCACCGCCGAAGAUCACAUGCUGUUGAAGGAAACCCACCCCUACAAAGCUUACGAGGACAAAAUGGACUACAAAUACAUGACGACAGUUUCGCUGCCUGUUUUCGGAAGGAACAUUAACGAGACUGAAUUAUUAGGGGUGGCCGGUGUAGAUGUCCCUCUGAAACUGUUCAAAUCUCUCAUACCGUACGAAAGGCUGGGCGUCAACGGGUACGCUUUCAUCGUAACCAACAACGGGUACAUACUGAUGCAUCCGGAUCACAAAAGCGAGUUUCAAACUAUUUUAAAACCUACGUUCAACAGAGUGGAUAUAUUGGAAGUUGAAAUUUUAAACGACGAUAGAGAACCGAGAUUAUUCGGAGAUUCGGUCGUAAAGUUUAGGGACAAGCUAGUCAACCAAAGAUCCAACGAACCGGUCAUCCUCAAAGUAAAAUACACCCUCAACGACAACAAACGCCUGAUGCUCGGCUGCAGGCACUACUACUUCGCCCCCAUCGGACCGUUCACCUUGGGCGUGGUACUACCCGACAAGUACGGCUUCGACAUCGUCAACAAGACGCUGAUCGAUCGACCCGAUCCCAUCGACAGCGCCGCCUCGCUCAACUCCCGCUUCUGGAAGGUCCAUCCCGAUUGGAUAUACUGCAAAAAAUGCGUCGGAGAUAGUCCCGAGGAUCGAGUUCGAGACGGAUUCAGCAAAAACGAAAACACAUCCCUUCUGACCUCGCUGCUCUACGACAUGGAGGCCACCAAGUGGUUCGACGACUACGGCGACGCCGACGCCGACGAGGAGAAGUUCAUCGUCGCCUAUCAGGUGCACAAGGUCUUCCUGGCCACCUAUUCGGGCCUGACGCGUUGGCGCGACUUCGAGGACAUCAGCAGCGUGCGCGAGGACGUCGAAGACAGCUUCGAGAAACGCAACGAUCGCGCCAUCGACGAGGACUGGUACCGCCGGGCGGUCGAAUUGAACUUCGAGGACGAGAGCAAGUUCAUCUAUUCGGUGCCGUUCGAAACCUCGGGUUACGAAAACAACACCAUGAUAACCAGUACUAAGGCUAUAUUCGUGGAAAAGGGCGAUUUGAAGAGCCCCGUGGCCGUGGUGGGUUUGCAAUUCAACCACAGGGAGAUGUACGAAUGGUACAACGAUAUCACCACGACGUGCAACGAGUCGCGUUGUAAAAUCACCUGCAAGCAAAAGGACCUCAACUGUUACAUCAUGGACAACAACGCCUAUAUAGUACUGAGCGACGAGCCCGAGUUCAUAGGCAGGUACAUGGGCGAUAUCAGGCCUGAUAUAAUGGCGGAUUUGAUACAAGAUAGGAUCUACAUACCCACCAAAAUGUACGAUUACCAAGCGAUAUGCCAGAAAGUACCGCCUAAAAAAGAACCGGAAACCGUCAGGAUACAAAAGCGCAAGCAAAAGGAAGCCAUGAAGAAGAAGAAGAAGAAGACCAAGAGAUCAACCAGCUCCGCCAGGAGUUCCGCCGCGCGCGGAAUCAUACAACUAGCGAACAACCUCCUGUGCAUCAAAGAUUGGCUGAUCGGUCUGCUGGUGGUACUGAAGAACGCGGUAACGGGCGAAGAGGUGCAAGAGGUGUACAACAGCACCAGGGACGAGUACUUGGCGUUCAAUAAAUUGAUGAUCGAGAAAACCGUACCGACGCCGUGCGAUCAAUCGAGGUGGCUGUUCAAUUUGAACAAAACCGCCCGGUUUCCGUUCAGCAAUUACACCAAGGACGGGACCAAGUUCCAAUGCAGCUGGCCGUAUGCUAUCGAUAAAAUUCCGAAUACUAAUCUACUGUUUUUGGCUACGAACGAUGGAGAUGGGGCGUGCAGGGGAAGAUCCCAUCCCAUUUACUCUACGGAGCCCAAAGAGAUCAUCUACAACACCACGUUGCCUUGCUAUAUAGCCACCAUGAAUAAUUACACAAGAAGGAUGUACAUGAAUUGCUACGAACGGAAUAAAAAGGAGGACGACAUAAACAAGUACGAUCAUUGGAAAUGCGGACAUUAUUGGAAGUAA